Molecule: messenger RNA, 1176 nt
Organism: Entamoeba dispar SAW760
Lineage: Eukaryota; Evosea; Mastigamoebida; Endamoebidae
Exons: 1
Coding region: 1-1176 (391 amino acids)
Source: RefSeq, a predicted model, not a curated record
AUGAAACAACUUGAUGGAUAUUCAAUAUUAAUUGUUGGAAAAUACUUUCAAAAUAUUCAUGAUUAUUUUAAUAUUACUUUAGUAAAUUCUAAAUUUAAAUUAACAUUAGAGAAAUAUCAUUAUAAUCCAAUACCAAUAACAUUAAAAAUGAAAAAAUAUUUUCCAAAUCUUCAAACACAAAUUAUUUAUUCAAAUGAUGAACCAAUACUUAAAGGAAUACAAAAUAUUGUUUAUGAUUGUAAAAUAGAAUAUUCAACAUAUGUAAAAAUUAUUCAAGAAAAUAAAACAAAUAGAAUUCAAAGAAAGUUUUUAAGAGUUGAAUAUUCUAUAUAUGAUAGAGAUGAUUUUGGUGAUACAAUUCCAAUUCAAGCAAAUUAUCUAGGUUAUUAUGCUUAUGGUAAUUAUUCAUUAAAAACACUUAAUAUACCAGAAUCUAUUAAAGUUCUUAGUCCACGUUGUUUGUGUAAAAAUUCUCUUCAUUCUUUAAUUAUUCCAAGUUCAAUUCAUUCUCUUCCAAUUUCAUGUUGUUAUUUAUGUAAUUUUCUUACUUCAAUUCAAUUAUCAACUACUCUUGGUUCAAUAGGGGCUUUUUGUUUUUAUGGUUGUAGUUCUUUAAAAACAAUAAUAAUUCCAUCAUCAGUUUCAUUUAUUGGAAGUAGUUGUUUUGAGAAAUGUUUGUCACUAAAAUCUUUAGUUAUACCUGAUUGUAUUAAUACUUUAAAUGAACGAUUAUUCCAAGACUGUACUUCAUUAACUUCAAUUCACAUUCCUUCUUCAGUAACUCGAAUAAGAAAUAAUUGUUUUUUUAAUUGUUUGUCAUUACAAAAAUUUGACUAUCACCCAUUUGAUAAAACGAUUAAAUUUUCAAUCCCAUUAUUUACAAAACCUUUAUUUGAAUCAGCUGGAAUAAAAACUCCUUUUAUUAAAUUCACUAAAUAUGACCGUUUAAAAAAUGGAAAUAUAAUUCCACCUUCUGUUACUUCAUUAGAAAAAUAUUGUUUUGCUGGAUUACCAAGUCUUUCUUCAAUUUGUAUUCCAUCUUCAGUAACUAAAAUUGGAAAAGGAUGUUUUUCAAAUAGUGAUUAUAUUGAAACAAUGUCUAUUCCAUCAUCAGUUAAAGUAUUUGGUACUAAUUGUUUAAGUUGGAGACUUUCAACAUAUUAUUCUUUUUGUUAA